Numida meleagris (helmeted guineafowl) is the source of this 4909-nucleotide messenger RNA. RefSeq lists its product as uncharacterized. The transcript is spliced from 3 exons. Lineage: Eukaryota; Metazoa; Chordata; Aves; Galliformes; Numididae. The record is from RefSeq and is a predicted model, not a curated record. The coding region runs from base 1 to 975 and encodes 324 amino acids.
AUGGUCUUUAGCUUCUUUCUUCCGGCCAAAGAGAAGCGACACCUGAAAGUUCCAGAAGGAAUCUCGGUUACUGCGGCCGCCCCCGUCCCGCAGCAGCGCCGCCCGCCGGGCGCCGGCCAGAGGGGGCAGAGGACCCGCACGCCCCCCCCGGCCCCGGCCCGCCCCGCCGAACGCGCCUCACCCGCAAGGCGUCGGCAAACCCGGAGCGGAAAAGAACGACGGCGUGAGCGCCGCCCCUUAUAUACCCUGCAAGGGGGCGGGGCCUCGGCGACACGUCACCGCUCCCGGCGGCCCCCGCGCAUCGCCCCGCCCGGCGGCGCGGCACGCGAUGCUCCGCUGAGGGGCGGGGCUGGGGCCCCGGUAGCCGAAUCGUGCGGGAGUAACGAGCGGCGGCGCCGGGAGGGACGUGCCCCCCCCAGGCUGAACGGCAGCGCCGGAAGCACGGCGAGCCGGGAGGGACGUGCCGCUCCAACGCCUCCCGCGGAGCGCGGGGUGUGCGGCGGCCGUAGAGCCGCUGAGCUCUGCUUCUGGCACAGCGGCUGCGGCCCGAGGGGACGGGGUCAGCGAGUCCAGGAGGAGUUACUUGCAGGGAACCCCACUGGCCUAGUGUUGAUGCGACCAAAGAUAAUUGCUGCAGCAUCGAGGAUUCGUGGCUUCUGCGUGAGAGAUCCGAAUUGCAUCAAGUGCCCCCAUACCGAAGAAGAGACAAACUCUUAUACACCUCUGUUAGUUACUUAUGGAUACUCAGCUGUAAUCCCAUUCAUUUUCGGCGUGGGCUCCACAUCACAGAAUAUCCUGAGUUGGAAGAGGCCCACAAGGAUCACCGACUCCUGGCUCCACACAGCACAACCCAAAAGUCAAACCCUGUGUCUGAGAGUGCUGUCCAAACGUUCCUUGAAUUCCGGCGGCUCAGGCCAUACCCCCUGCCCCAGGCAGCCUGUUCCAGUGCCCUCAGGCCCUUCACCAUCUUUGUAGGCCCCAGCUGGAUGCAGUCUAAUAGUUUUAGGGCCUUCUUGUAGUGUGGUGCUCAAGCCUGCACGCAGUGCUUGAGGUGAGAGGAUAGCUGUAAAGCUUGGAAAUAUCUUAUUGUUCACAAUCAAUCAACCAAAAGGGAAAAAAACCAAACAAACAACCAAAGCAAAAAAAAAAAAAAAAGAUCCCAACAAAAAUCCCCCACCUACUGGAUUUACAUUUCCACUCAACUCCAAGUGUUCUUAGCUCAGAUACACCUAACAUUAACAGGAGAGAGCACUAACUUUCACAUUGAAACAUUCCAUUUCUAAAUCAAAGCAUAAAAUUCGGUAUUUUUCCACAUGUGAGGUUAAAAGAAAACAACAACCCCCCACACACACAUAUUUGUAAAAAAAACAAAAAAAAAAAAACAAAAAAACCCACAUGAUUUCAAGACAUGUCAACUAUUAGAAAAGGUGCUGAGUUUAGAAUACACCUUUUACACACACACACACACACACACACACACACACACAAGUUUCACAAACCAAAGCCUGCAAAAUGUUCAGACAUUGUUAAAUCACUGACUUUUAGGAAAGAAGUCAUCACAUUCUUUUUUGUCUAUGUUUUUACACAUAAAUCAGCAGGAGGGGGGAAGCGAGAGAGGGUUUGGCUUUCCUCAGAGCCAACAUUUAGGUGUUAAAUCAGUGAAGGCAUUUUAUAUGAAGACAGAGUACCAGCAGGGCAGGGGAAACAGAUAUCGGUCCUUCUCUUAAAAUGGAAAUGCUUUUUCGUAAAGUGACUUUUCAUGGCUCAAGCUGAGGAAUAAAGGGCAAUAACUGGUAAGAAAGCUGAGCACUUUGGGUCUCCUGUAAAGCAAAGACUGUAAACAUAGCUACAAAGCUUUAUUUUACAGGAUGGUUUCAAGUUAGCUUCUGAAAUAUGUCUGUCAGUGGGGGUAAUUUUAAAUGGACCAAUCUGUCCAAGUAUCCAUUCUACUAUUGCAUAGCUGAAAACUUUCAGCAACUUGUGCCUCAACAGGGGGAGGAGAAAGGAAAUGUGUUACUGAUUUGUUACAUGGCCCAUAAGACUGCACAUUUAUGGGACAUAUUUAGAAGACUUCCAUAAAUAAAGGCAUUUAGAAGUAUGCAUUUCUUAGCAUAGCGGUCUCUUUGGCAUGUACACAGCCAAAAGCCCGCUGAAUGUGUUGGAUAAUCUUUUAACCACGUCCUAGUUCAGUCUUCAGCAGUCAUUUCUUUCCCUCCAUUUCUUCAAUUGGAUUUUCAAAGGAGUUUUAUCAUUUCCUCUACAAUCAGUCAAAUGCAUGCUUUUAUUCUCUCAGCAACUAGCACAUCUUUCCUCGUCCAGUCUAUUAGCAGAACAUUCCUAUUAUCAAUCUUGUAAAUAUUUAUACAGCUGGGGACCUUCAGAUAUAUGAGUAUCCUCACAUAAUUCAGUGGAAAUGCAUUCUGAAAAAUCCUCUCAACACACACAGACAGGCAUACACUGGACAAAAGCCCAUAUGCAAAUAUCCUGUAGCAAAUUUAAAAUUUUGCUAAUUUGGCAAAACUAAUCUCUUUGAUAUGAAAAGCUGAUGAAGAAGCAGAUAAAAGAUUUCAAGAACACCACGUUGCUCAGGUUUUGAAGCAGUGCUUAUUAAACCCAGCCUGGCUUCAGGGUUUUCUGGGGAAUUUUCAGGGGAAAAAAACCUCAUUCUCCCUUGACCAUUAAUGAGCACAUGCUGAACUGAAAUAAUCUACGUCCAUACACGCCUGAAGUGCAAGGAUACAUACAAGUAUUUUCUAGAGCAUUUAUAUCAUAGGAACCUAUGCAAUAACUACCAUUUUUAAAAGGUUUUGAAUCUCAGAUCAGAUGAUAUUAAAAUGAAGUCAUGCUGCCAGUGUAUCUAGGCCAAACAUUCUAACUUUAGAAUAUAAAUAUUAACUAGAUUUGGAGAUCACGCUGACUACAGCAGUAUUAAUUUCAUUUUAAUGUAUAGCUACAGAGCAUACAGAAUGUACUAUAAUCUUAGAGCACACUCACGUUGCACCUCUGAAAAAUUUUAAUGCAUUCUUCUGACUACAUGUGAAUUGGCAUCUUUCUGAUCAGGGUCCCGAUCCCAUGCAAUGAUGAACACAGUUAGCAAUACCUGACCGCUUUACCUGCAAUGAACAGGGCCAUUCAAGAGCGUAAACAGACUUCAGGAGCACAAAGCUUUAAACUCAGAUCUGAUACGUGCAGUUUUAUCAAGCUCCAUAUAUAUAUGUAGAAGAGGAAGUAAAAUUUCUGGAGGGCACUUUCAGAAAGUGCUGGAAACAGAGUCCCAAAUUACCAACAGCAGUUGGUGAUUAGCAGAAGCUGAUUCUGGUACACAGCAUUAUUCUGGAAUACAAUUAACCACAUGCUUAUUGUGAAAUGGUUUCUAAUUACAAUUAACACUGUGUGUUAAUUCAAAUGUUCAACAAAUUAUAGCAUGAGCACACAGCUUUACUUCCGUCUAUACUCCUUAAUGCAUCAGUUCUUAAAAGAAUAAAAAACAACUACAUCUUAUGAUGUAGAUGAAGGUUAUGAGAAUUAUGAAAUCCUUUUCCAUACAUCAUCCUAAUACUACUUAGCAGGUUGUACAUUCAUUUGUGUAACAAAUAAGAACAAUUAACAGAUGAACAGUGUUAUUCACGUACCAAGAGACUGUGCAGGUAACAUCCUUCAAAACAACAGGUUAACUGAACUGGGAUGAGCAAUGGAACUGUUUGAAAAAAGCUCUUGAAAGUCAUUUAGCUCUGUACUAGUAGCCAAUAUUUUUAUGUAAAUGAAAUUAUUUAGUAAAGGGAAGGGAAAAGACAACAAUGUAUACACUCUAAGUUAAAACCUUGGGAGAUAGCACAACACGAAGACUUCCAAGGAUGGAGAGGUUUAAGACUUAGACUGGAUAAAGCCCUGAACAACCUUGUCUGAUCUCAAAGCUGACCUUGCUUAUAGAUUCAGAAAGCUGCGUAGAAAGCAUGAGAGUGGCCUUCAAAAACUAUUGACUGUAUUACUUGGAUGAGUAAACAUCUACAGUUUCCAAAGUUUCCCAGUAAUUUAAAAUGAGCCUCUUAAGAAGGCCUUGUUUCCCAUAAAACAAGUUGUUCCCUGUGGGAAGCACUGCCGUUCCAGUUCCAGCAUGUUCAGCAGGUGAAGGACUAAUAUUCAGGAUCAGAAAAUCCUUCCAGAAAUCUUUUCAAACCAUAUUUAUCUGCAGCGCAAGAAGGCUCAUCUAUACUGAAUGUUCAGCAUCAGUGUGAAGCGUUACUCUGAAGGUGUCAUACCCCUGUGGGUAGGGAUGCCCUGCAGAGGGGACCAGAAUGAAGAGCUGCAUUGAGACACGCCCACCCCCCUGCCCUGCCAAAACAUCUGUUCUGUGGAGGCUGCACUACUGAACUGGAAGAGGAAAAUAUCUGGAUUAGGGUAGAUGCAUUUUAAGUGAAAAGAGAAGAAACUCACAGAUGGCUGUUUCAGCAAGACUUUUUUUUUUUUUCCUCCCCUGGAAUUGAGCAGAAACAUGUAGACAAGUAGAAGACAUCAGAUCCAAGAAGUAAUUGCUCCUUUAGUUCAACCAAGAACAGCACCUUCACUUGCUGACACCUGUCACAUUCUGCACUAGGCUAACGGUCAGUUGAUGACCUGGCUCCAGGCAGAGAGCUGAGUUACCAGGCAGCAAUGCAGAAAAAAGGUGAAGGGCUGAUGAACUAACCACCACUAUUACAGAGAAACAACAUAAUUUGUUAAACUGUUCUGUGGUUUUACAUUAGUGUUUUGCAACUGCAAGGAGGCUACAGCAUUUGUUCAUUUUCCUUGAAUGCAAUCGCAUUUUCACUACAUCCCACCACAGUUUAGGCACCCUAAAUGAAGGUAACUACUAGUAAGCCCUUCAAGGAUUUCACUUCAAAGCACACGCUAAACAUGAGCUUAAAAAAAU